GCGUAACACUAAUAAUUUGAAUAUAAAAGCGUAUGUUUGACAUCAGGUUUUCUUUUCCACAAUAAUAAUAAAUAUGGUGUGUUGGUUUUUGAUUUUGGUAGUUUUGUGCUGUGAAAGUGCACGCACUCAGACGAGCGGGGAUGCUCAAUACCGGGAAGUUAAUGUCCCGGGUCAGGGUAAAAUAAGGGGUUUUCGUGAACCUGGUACUGAUGUCUUCACGUUCUACGGGGUCCCUUACGCCACCGCCCCCACUGGCGAGCACAAAUUUAAGGAAGACUGUUUAAUUGCAAAUAUUUUAGUUCCUGACACCCAAGAAAAGUAUCUCCCAGUGUUAGUAAUCAUUCAUGGAGGAGCUUUACAAUUAGGAUAUGGCAGGGAUAUGUCUACAAUAAACUUAGUGAACAGUAAGAAGGUUAUUGCUGUAAACUUCAAUUAUCGUCUGGGCAUUCCCGGAUUCUUAUGUCUCGGCAAUAAAGAUGCUCCCGGCAACGCUGGUAUGAAAGAUCAGGUUGCCCUGUUACGGUGGGUGAAUGCAAACAUCGCCAGCUUCGGUGGAAACCCGAAUGAUGUCACUGUCACUGGCUGCAGCGCCGGUGGAACCUCUGUUGAUUACCUAAUGCUUUCGAAGUUGACAGAUGGCCUCAUGCACAAGGUUGUACCAGAAAGUGGCAGCAGUUUAGGCUCCUUGCACAUUCAAUUUGAUCCUCUCCAAAACGCUAAAGAUCACGCUUUGAGAUUAAACUUCACUAAUGUUGACAACAUCGACGCUCUUACAGAUUUUUAUAAAAAUCUGCCGUAUGAAGUGCUUUUGCAGGAUUUUGGCUACCUGACCAGAAAAGAUUCUUCGGGCGUGUUUGUGGUCUGCGUAGAAAGAGACAUAGGGCAAGAGAGAUUUCUUGAAGACGCACCGUUAAAUAUUUUGAGAAAUAAAACCCAAAAAAUAUUGCCCAUGUUUUAUGGAUUUGCAAGCUUAGAAGGAGCUUGGCGAUAUAACAUGUUCGACGUAUGGAGCGCUCCAAUGAAUAACAACUUUUCGGAUUUUCUGCCAGCGGAUCUGAGGUUUGAAAAUGAAACUCAAAGAGAGGAGGUAGCGGAAAGGGUUAAAGAUUUUUAUUUUGAAAAUAAAGCAGUCGGUAACGAUACUUUAUUACCAUAUAUUAAUUAUUUUUCUGACGUUAUAUUUGUACAAAAUAUACUUCAAUCGGCUAGAUUGCAUGUAGCGGCGGGUAAUGAUCAAGUAUACCUGUAUCAGUAUUCCUUUAACCGCAGUGACAGGCCGGCUGUGCCUGGCAGAGAUUUGCAAGGUGCCAAUCACUGUGCCCAAACGUAUGCCGUGAUAGAUGAAAUAGAUGAGAACCUUCUGCCAGAAGAUUACAAGGCGAUGAAAGCAGUAAUGCGAGAAUUAUGGCUUAAUUUCAUCGUCUAUGGGAACCCGACUCCACCAAUACGUAACAACUCGCUGCCCGUCUGGCCGCCAAUGGAUGCGAAUUGGUCCCCGCACUAUGCAUUAUCACAGAUCGUAUUCGUGGAUAGUGAUGCACCGGUCCAAAAUAGAACACUCUUCUGGGAUGAACUGUACUCCGCUCACUACCGCAUCCCUAUAGCGGUCAGCUCAGCACAUGUCUUCAGUACUUCAUCAAAAUCCUUGAUUGCAGUUAGCGUAACAAUCACCUUUCUCACUACAAUCACAAAAUAAAGAGUACAUAAAGUAGUCUGUACAAAAUGCUUUUCUUUUUUUUAGAGCAACAAAAAUAAGUUAUUAUAACUGUUCAGUGGACGGUUGUUUGAGUGAAUUGUCGUUUUAUCUAAUUUGUACCUAAUAUAACAGUAACAAUGGAAUUUUAAUACAGUAGAACCCGUAUAAUACGAUCACGUUUAAUACGAUUUCUAGCAUAAUGCGCCAUUUCGCGUCAGUCCCUGCAACUUGAGACAUGUUUUCAUACUAUUGUAUUGCUUAACGCCUUAUACGAUUCGUCAUCCUGUCAAAUACGCCUUAAUCGCCAACAAGUACCACUCAUAUUACCUCUCGCGGCAGCGGCCAGCAAUUGACGUGACGACUGUCGAGUGACACACGCUACGCGACCCCUAGGGUUUUCCUGGAUAUUCUUCCAUUGAUGUCAAUGUGGCACCGUACGAAAUUUAAUCAAUUAAGAUCUUAUUGAGAAUGUGAAUAACACACACAAAGUGGCCCUAAGUGAUGAGUCAACUGCGAUUUUGUCACACGCCCAGGCAUUAUCAUCAGUUUAUAAUUUAAGACGUAUAUGUAACUUCUUUGAAUCAAGUUCAAAUCAAGUACUGCAAAAGUUAAAUAAUGUUGAAAAUCUUGUAAUUGCUAAUGCCUCAAAAUCUUUUUGUGAAACUAACAUAGUGAUUAAUUUAAAUACAAACGUAAUAAUUAUACACUAAAUUUUUUAUAAUGUACAUAAUUGAGUGGAAAACAGGUGAAGCCAAUAGUUUAGCUUUUAGAGGGGGGGGGGGGACUUUUCGAACAAAAAUUAGCACUUUAAAGUUCAAUAUUUCGCAAACGGAUCCCCAAAUCGAAAAAUAGUCUUAAAAACUUUAAGUAGUUAUAAAGGACCUAUGCUAUUGGUCCGGAACCUUUGCUGCCCAUACAUCAGGCCCAAAUUAAAACGUGGCUGCGUGAAAUAACUCAGAAAUCACACUUAAUGGAGUGGAAAACAGGUGAAGGAUGCCAGCAAACGAAAAACGCGGUUCCAGCGGCAAAUAAAAGUUUUGCCCGCACCCUUACCAGACUAAAUAUGGACAAACUUCGCAGGAUUAUAGGAACCCUGAUUGGUCAUUGUCCCGUAAACAAACACCUAUAUACAAUAGGAGUAACAGACAGCCCUCUAUGCAGAGGAUGCAUGGAGGCAGAAGAAACGCCACAGCAUGCCAUCAUGGAAUGCAGGAGUGUGGUGGACCAAUGGACCGUUCAAAAAAACCUGCGUAAAUAGAAAUGGUAGGUAGGUUCCCUUACAUCUGCUUAAAGAUAUCACUUUAAUAUCUAAGUAGGUACCUCUAAAAUUAUGUUAAAAAAAUAUUAUUGUAUAAUGAUAUGACUUUGAAAAAAAAGAAACACCACAGUCGCUACUUGUUGUUAGUUUCUAAAUAUCUGAACAAAACUAUAAAGCCAGUGAUGAUGUUAGGAAUUUAGAAGUUUUGUUGUCAAAUGUUUAAAUAAGCAAAUAAGUGUAUGAGAGAAAUAAUACUGAAUUACUUUGAUUAUUUACUCUAGACAGAGCGUCACCUAGUAAACACUGCGAUAAAAUUUUACGUUUGUGUGCGUGACACGCAAAACAAGUCACGCGGUUCGUGUAUCUUAAACUCGCAAAAUGUCAUUAUUUUUGUCUCAGUGCGCAUGCGUAAGAUAUUAAGUACGCUUAGUAAGCUACUAUAGCGGACUGACAAUGGCUAGCACGUUUUAAUUGUUGGAGUGCGUAUAUAAAAGAUGAAAGCUUAUUUGUUAUUUUUUGGAUAACGAGGGGAAAUAGGUACACGUCUGAUCCAGGGGCGUAUUUUGAAACCUGGCGGCUGGGCCUGUUCGGUGCAACGCAAACGACCAGCGCAGCCAUUUGCAAUUCAGCAAGUUGCACUUUAUACAUAAAAUAUGGAAUUAAUUUUAGUACGUAAUUAGAUACCAUUAACGCGACGCGUGCUCAAUACCAAUCAUAACCAUUUUUCGUAUUUAUAUUAUAGUAUUUUAUUAUUUUACAUUUGUGAGUUUAAUUAUUAUACAGUUUUACACGGA
Messenger RNA from Chilo suppressalis (striped riceborer), 3748 nucleotides. NCBI's taxonomy places the organism in Eukaryota, Metazoa, Arthropoda, Insecta, Lepidoptera, Crambidae. The record is from the annotation of a GenBank genome assembly.